Messenger RNA from Lathyrus oleraceus (garden pea), 2010 nucleotides. RefSeq lists its product as uncharacterized. Lineage: Eukaryota; Viridiplantae; Streptophyta; Magnoliopsida; Fabales; Fabaceae. Bases 171 to 1907 code for a protein of 578 amino acids. The transcript has 4 exons. The record is from RefSeq and is a predicted model, not a curated record.
CCAAGCGCGCCCUUUUUCCUCAAAAUCAAAACCUUUGGCGCCCUAAAUUACAAAUCACUGAUAUUGAAACCCUUUAGACCAAAACUGAACCCCAAAACGGUACUCACAAUUCACUCCUUCACGGUGGCACGGCACGGCACUCUGGGGAAUAAAAGUCUCUAGUUCAUGAUAUGGAAUACCUAAAGAAGCUGAGACACCCAUUACUUACAUCAAAAGAGCCCAAUGAAGAUCCUGCAAUGGAGAUGCAAGAUCUAAUAACAAUGUUACAGAGUAAGCAGUAUGUGUUCUGGCAUAGAAGAAGCGGAAAUUCAGAUAUAUUUUGGACUCAUCCAGGCGCAAUACAUUUGUUGAACCAAUUUCCCUUUGUCUUGGUCAUCGGCUGCACGUAUAAAACCAAUAGAUUCCGGUUCCCACUGCUUGAAAUUGUUGGUGUUACUUCAACAGAGUUAACAUUUACCGUGGCAUUCGCCUUUUUGGAUUCCGAGCGAUUAGAUAACUUCACUUGGGCAUUACAGAAGCUAAGAGGAUUGUUUUUGAGAGAUGAUUCAAUUUCUCAAGUUAUUGUGACUGACAAAGACCCUGUUUUGAUGAAUGCGAUUGAAUUUGUUUUUCCUGAUUCAUGUAUUUUGCUAUGUCGAUUUCACAUGUCUAUAAAUGUAAGACCAAAAUGCAAGAAGUCGGUGUCUCCAAAAGAGACAAUCGUGAAUGUGCUUGACGCAUGGAGUGAUCUUAUUAAUUCUCCCGACGAGGUUGAGUAUUUAGAGCGCUUGCAUCAUUUUGAGGUACUAUGUGAAAAUCAUCCUAUUUUUCUAGAGUACGUCAAAAAUAUGUGGUUGAUUCCUCACAAAGAAAAGUUUGUCUUAGCGUGGACUAAUCGAGUGAUGCACUUAGGAAAUACAACAACUAACAGGGUUAGGUCUAUACGUGGUACUUGGAAGUCACUAAUGCAUGAUAGAAGUGGAGACAUGUGUGAAUGUUGGGAUGCAAUGAAUAAUAUGUUUAGACUGCAACAUUGUGCAAUAAGGGCUUCAUUCGAAAGAAGCACAUACAUGGUGCAGCACCGACAUAAUAUUCCUGUGUAUGAUAAAUUGAGAGGAUAUGUAUCAAAGAACGCAUUGAUCCAUAUUGGUCUUGAGUAUGAUCGAAUGAGCUCUACAGAUAUUGAAAAUUUUAUUUGUGGUUGUAAAGUUAGAAAGACGUAUGGUUUACCUUGUGCGUGUGAACUUCUGCAAUAUAAUAGGACGAGUGUUGUUGCGAUUCCAUUGUUGGUAGUUCAUAUACAUUGGAGAAGAGUAAAAUUUGGUGAUAAAAAGGAUAAUGAGACAGACAAGUUGGAAGAGGAAGACUUUGCGCAGGAGUGGGAUGUAUUGGUAGAGCGAUUUCGAGAACUUGACAUUGCUGGUAAAAUUACUCUGAAGAGCAAAGUGCGCGAUCUUGCAUUUUCUGAUACAACUUCAAUGUGUCAAGCUCCUAUCAUUGAAGGUGAAGGCCCUUCUACUAGUGGCAAAGGCCCUUAUGAGGAAGACUUGGUGCAUGAGUGGGAUGCAUUGUUAAAGCGAUUUCGAGAACUUGACAUUGUUGGUAAAGUUAUUUUAAAGAGCAAAGUGCAUGAACUUGUAUUUCCAGAUACAAUUUCAACGUCUCAACCUCAAAUGAUGGAAGAUGAAUGCCCUUCUAUUAGUAGCAACAACCCUUCUAUUGGUCAUGAGUCAGUUUGGGAGAGGAGGUGCCACAGAGCUGCCGCGAUUCUUCGGACUGUCUUAGAUAAGCAGUUCCUUCUUGAAGGAACUGAGCCUGAUGAACACCUCACUCGGGCACUAUGCAUAUUGCAAUAUGGAACUGCGGAAGGUGAAAGUAUGGAGGGACUAGCAUAUCAGAGAAGAAAGAAGCCUCGCUCCAUCGACUGAUUAUAUUGACUAAUGUUUUUAUUCACUUAACUAUCUUUUUUGUUUAAUCCCUUGCUGUUAUUGUAAUGAUUUUUGUUAUGCUAGUCUAACAUUUUCUGUUGAA